Messenger RNA from Rhinolophus ferrumequinum (greater horseshoe bat), 4565 nucleotides. It is a transcript of the gene ABAT, whose product is annotated as 4-aminobutyrate aminotransferase. Gene Ontology annotation, biological process: GABA catabolic process. The record is from RefSeq and is a predicted model, not a curated record. The transcript has 16 exons. Gene Ontology annotation, molecular function: pyridoxal phosphate binding. The coding region runs from base 176 to 1678 and encodes 500 amino acids. Gene Ontology annotation, cellular component: mitochondrion. NCBI's taxonomy places the organism in Eukaryota, Metazoa, Chordata, Mammalia, Chiroptera, Rhinolophidae.
CUUGGAAGCCCAGUGAGUCGCUGGGGGAAGCCGGGCAGACGCCGGGCGCAACCAGAACGCAGGGCGCGGAUCCUUCUAGUCGCGGCCCGGGCAGAUCCGAGUCCGCACACCUCGGAGCCGGGGCCUGAAGGGCAAGAGUGUGUGACGGGGGUCUCUGUUCCUGAAGGAGGGGGCCAUGGCCUCCAUGUUGCUCACGCAGAGGCUGGUCUGCAGCUUCCAGCACAACUAUCGCCUGUUUGUGCCAGGAUCCAGACAUAUCAGUCAGGCUGCAGCCAAAGUUGACGUUGAAUUUGAUUAUGAUGGGCCUUUGAUGAAGACAGAAGUUCCAGGGCCCAGAUCUCGGGAGUUAAUGAAACAGCUGAAUAUAAUUCAAAACGCAGAUGCUGUGCAUUUCUUCUGCAAUUAUGAAGAGAGCCGAGGCAAUUACCUGGUCGACGUGGAUGGCAACCGGAUGCUGGAUCUUUAUUCUCAGAUCUCCUCUGUCCCCAUUGGUUACAGCCAUCCCGCUCUCAUGAAACUCAUCCAACAGCCUCAAAACGUGAGCACGUUCGUCAACAGACCUGCCCUGGGAAUCCUGCCCCCAGAGAACUUUGUGGAGAAACUGCAGGAGUCCUUGCUCUCGGUGGCUCCUAAAGGGAUGUCCCAGCUCAUCACCAUGGCCUGUGGCUCCUGCUCCAAUGAAAACGCCUUCAAGACCAUCUUCAUGUGGUACCGGAACAAGGAAAGGGGUCAAACAGGUUUCUCCAAAGAGGAGCUGGAGACGUGCAUGGUCAACCAGGCCCCCGGCUGCCCCGACUACAGCAUCCUCUCCUUCAUGGGCGCAUUCCACGGGAGGACCAUGGGUUGCUUAGCAACCACACACUCCAAAGCUAUUCACAAGAUCGACAUCCCUUCCUUCGACUGGCCCAUCGCACCGUUUCCACGGCUGCAAUACCCUCUGGAAGAGUUUAUGAAGGAGAACCGACAAGAAGAGGCCCGCUGCCUAGAAGAGGUGGAGGAUCUGAUCGUGAAAUACCGGAAAAAGAAGAAGACCGUGGCCGGGAUCAUUGUCGAACCCAUUCAGUCCGAGGGCGGAGACAACCACGCGUCUGAUGACUUCUUCCGGAAGUUGAGAGACAUCUCUAGGAAGCACGGCUGUGCCUUCUUGGUGGAUGAGGUCCAGACAGGAGGGGGCUGCACCGGCAAAUUCUGGGCCCAUGAGCAUUGGGGUUUGGAUGACCCUGCAGAUGUGAUGACCUUCAGCAAGAAGAUGAUGACGGGUGGCUUCUUUCACAAGGAGGAGUUCAGGCCCAAUGCUCCUUACCGGAUCUUCAACACCUGGCUGGGGGACCCAUCCAAGAACCUGCUGCUGGCCGAGGUCAUCAACAUCAUCAAGCGGGAGGACCUGCUGAAUAAUGCAGCCCACGCUGGGAAGGCCCUGCUCACGGGGCUGCUGGACCUCCAGGCCCGGUACCCCCAGUUCAUCAGCAGAGUGAGAGGACGAGGUACAUUCUGCUCCUUUGACACCCCAGAUGAAUCCAUACGGAACAAACUCAUUUUAAUAUCCAGAAACAAAGGCGUGGUGUUGGGGGGCUGUGGGGACAAAUCCAUUCGUUUCCGUCCCACUCUGGUCUUCAGGGAUCACCACGCACACCUGUUCCUCAAUAUUUUCAGCGACAUCUUAGCCGACUUCAAGUAACAAAGCCAUUUCCACUACGCUCUGGAAAAGCCCCGAUCUCAACAGUUGUCAAAUUGAUUAGUUUGCCUAAUUCAUGUUUUCACUUAAAGUAUCAGAGGUGAAUGCAUAAAUGGAAGGGUGGUGUGUGGGGAGGGGACAUUUUUUGGUGACUUGUGGGGAGGGGAGAAGGAAAGGACGGGUUUUGGUUUUCCUCCCUGCAGAGCCAAUGAUGCCUCAUUGGUUUAAGCCCAGAAAGUCUGUUUGGGCCCCAGACAGUCUCACGAUGGGUCGUGAGGGUCAUGGCCAUGUAUGUCUGCCUGCCCUUGACCCCAACAGUUUCUGUGGAAGCCAGUAAAGGGAAUGACACCUGCUCCUGGGACUGAUGGCUGGGUCUCCUGGGUCCCUCUCAAGUGCCGUAUUCUGUAGUCAAGGAUGCUGGUUCCCUCGCCCUAUGCAAGCAACCAUGCUCGCCCCCUCUCACCUGGCUCCCAGAGCUCUUAGCACAUCUCACGCACAGUUCAGUGAAGGACAGGACAGAUCAUAUGAAGGCAGGAUAGUGGGGACAUUAGGGCUGAGCCAGGCCUUGGACCACUCCUCUCCCCUCACCUGGGGGUUCCUCUAAACUGUGAAUUCUGUCCUUGCUGGAGAUUUGCUCUUGGAGACUCUCCAGAUGCAUCACUGAUAGUUCCUACUUGCCAUCCUCCAUUCCCCAAACUCUCUCCCCCCUGUUAAAUGUCACCUGAGACCUCUGCAAAGAAAACUGCAGCCUGAGCAGAGGGCACACAAGGACACACAUGAGCCAAAGGGUCAGAAGCACAAGCCAGUCGCCCGGGAGCAUGAGCCCAGGGCCUGGGGCAACAGAGUCACUUCCUCCUGUCUCCCAGCCAUCUGGGGUCUGCCUUUUGGACCCCUCGCCCAGGAGGCUUUCUCUAGAUUUGGUUCAUGCACCUUUGCUCCCCUUCUGAGCAGCCCUAGGAAUACCUCUGCUGUUCCAUCAUACCCGUCAGUUGCUAAACCAGAUUUCUCCUCGAGGGAAGCAUCAUGAAUUAAAGGCACCAGAGCUCCGCACGGUAAAAAGCAGCCUGUUGGUUUGAGGUGGUUUCCUUGUACCUUGCCACUCCAAAUUAGAGAUUUUCCUGACAUGCACGAGUGUGGCGAUUACCAGGCACCUGGUACUCAGGCUUCACUGCACUAUGGCUGAGGCGUCUGGUAGUCCUACAGCAAUAAAGCAUUGUUUAGUGGGUAGAUGGAGAAAGUCUGGCUGCAUUCUGUCCAGAAGGAAGGCCACUUCAUCUCCCAGUGCCUUGGUUGACCGUCUGGGGAGAUGGGCAUUUCAAGGUCCUCCAUUCAGCACUUUGGUCUUUUAAUAACUAAUCACCCAGAGAUCUCAAAGUGAUUUUUUUUUUUUCAGUUUCUACUCUUCAGCAGACUUGGUCAUCGACCUGUUUUUGUUGAGAACAAAAGGCACUAACAUGUGUAACAGAUACAGACAGAUCCCUGAAUUCACUUUGCAUUCUUGCAGUCCGUGCUAAUCCGUUACUUUAAAGUUCUGCCGUGUUUACUUAUUCAAUCAUUCAUUCAUCACUUGUAUUAAAUACCUGCUCUGUCCCAGGCCCAGUGCUAAGCACGAGGGGGACAAACCUGAAAUAAAACAUGGUCCCUGCUCUGAAGGGAUUCACAUCCUACUGUGCACAACAGACUUAAGCCAACAAUGAAAGCUGAGUGGCAAGUGCUGUAAUAGCACUUGUUAAAGCAUCAGGAAAUUGGAGGGAGUGCCCCAAUCCACUUAAGGGAGGUUCAAGAAAAAAAGAAACAUUUGAGCAGCGUUUUGCAGAAUGAGCAGGAGUUCACCAAACAGACAAGGCAAGGAAGAGUGUUGCUGAAAGGGAACAGCAUAUGCCAAGACACAUCAGUUUAUGGUCUCACACCCUUCACUGGGGAUCCAGAUUCCAUAGGCAGUAGCUCAAAAUUCAAGGCCUUAUUUAACAAACAAGCAAAAUGCAAACCAAACCAUAAUUCAUUUACUGACAUGGGUAUGCUUUCUCCUGAGAACUUGAGCACUGGAUGCAAAUAUACAGUAAGGUUCCUGGAAUCCAGAAGGUUUUUAAUCCAGGGCACAACUAGAAACUUGGCUCUUUGGUGGAGAGAGUGGCUCCAAUAUUUUGUUCUCUCCCCAGGGGGAAUUCACAGAGAAAUGAAACCACCAUUUUAUCUGGAAAAUCAUUUCCAGAUUUAUUCACUCCUUACCAAAGGGAAGUUAUUCUCGUAAAACUUUUAAAGCCAUUUAUCAAGUUCUUGUUGACUCAGGGCGUAAUGAGUUUCUAAGACAUCUGCUUUUGAGGGUAGGGGCCUAGCUGGAAGAAUUUCAAGGAAAAGAAUUCUCAGCAGAGCUCAAGGUCGUAGCAACUUGGAAGAGGUUGGUGAAAACACAGGGGACCCAGCGGACAGGUUGCCAUCGAGGGCAGAGCCCAGGGAGAAGUGUUUCUGUGGCUGACAGUCUGGAAAUGAAUCAUCCCAUUAUAAUUCGUGCCAUAGAGUUUAGGAAAUGUCUCUAGCAAAUCUUGUCACUUUUACAGAAAACAAGGUCCAGUGAUAGCAAGUCUUAGCACAUCCUCCCUUUUAUUAUAAAUGGGUGUUUUUUUUUAUAAUUUUUACUGAUACUCAGUAACCAUGCAAAACUGUGUAUAACAUUUCUCUAUCAUCUAUCAUCAGCUCGUGGUAGAAAACCAUAGCUAGGGAGCAUCGCCGACUUACGAUCUUGUUUACAGUGUCCUGUUGACAGUGCCAAUAACUGAUAAAUUAACAUGUCAUAAGGUAACUGAUGCCCAGAUGCACAAUUCCCUUAAUUAAAUGUGUUUCCCUUGUUAAUCAGUAUUGUUCAAUUUAAACAAUAUAUUUCUAAUGGAAA